Messenger RNA from Sphaeroforma arctica JP610, 547 nucleotides. RefSeq lists its product as hypothetical. Gene Ontology annotation, cellular component: epsilon DNA polymerase complex. The record is from RefSeq and is a predicted model, not a curated record. The annotation marks the transcript as partial. Gene Ontology annotation, molecular function: DNA-directed DNA polymerase activity; single-stranded DNA 3'-5' DNA exonuclease activity; DNA binding. Lineage: Eukaryota; Ichthyosporea; Ichthyophonida. Gene Ontology annotation, biological process: DNA replication; mitotic cell cycle; DNA replication proofreading. The transcript is spliced from 3 exons.
GUUUGAUCUGAUUUCGGAGAAGAAGUCUCUGUCGCGUCCUAUCGAGGACUAUGGUACGCAGAAGUCUGUGCCUGUCACCGCAGCCAAACGCAUGGGCGACUUUUUGGGCCCAGAGGUGCUCAAGGGAAACAGCCUGUCCUGCCAGCUCAUUAUAUCUGAGAAGCCCAUUGGGGCGCCCGUGACCGAGCGUGCCGUGCCAAUCCUCAUCUUCAAAGCGGACAAGCACGUGCGCCGUACGUUUCUGCGCAAAUGGCUUAAGGACAGUUCACUGAUCGACUGCGACCCCCGGACUGUCAUCGAUUGGAAUUAUUAUGUAACAAGAUUCGGGUCUGUGAUCCAAAAAAUCAUCACCAUCCCGGCGGCUUUCCAGCAGGUGUCUAAUCCGGUGCCGCGCGUGAAGCAUCCUGAUUGGCUGAGCAAACGCGUGCGUGAGCGUUUGGACACAUUUAAGCAAAAGAAGAUGAACAACUUCUUCUCGGUCAUGACGGCCGAGGAUAAGGCCCUGCAGGAGAAGGCUAGGGCUAAGGAGAUGGAAAGCAAGGUGAGG